Molecule: messenger RNA, 3972 nt
Organism: Sinocyclocheilus rhinocerous
Lineage: Eukaryota; Metazoa; Chordata; Actinopteri; Cypriniformes; Cyprinidae
Product: integrin beta-1-like
Exons: 19
Coding region: 254-2815 (853 amino acids)
Biological process (GO): cell migration; cell-cell adhesion; cell adhesion mediated by integrin
Cellular component (GO): integrin complex; cell surface; focal adhesion
Molecular function (GO): protein kinase binding; laminin binding; collagen binding involved in cell-matrix adhesion
Source: RefSeq, a predicted model, not a curated record
CAUCCAGCGUUCAGCAGCUCUUCUUCGUUCCAAUGCAAACCCGUAGACGAUAAACGCGGCCAGAGGACUUUGUGGAAUGGUUCAUUUCACAGCGGACGGACGCAGAAUGGAUUGUUUGGCGUGAUUUGUUUUGACUGAAGGAUUUAAGAGAAGCUCGUUUAGGGUUAAAGAGAAAGAGAAGGAUACACGUUGACAAAAGACCCCUAUGAGGCUUCGAAAGUGAAGAGAGAAAACUAGUCAUAAAAGCCAUAAGAUGGACCUGAAGCUACUUUUCAUAACAUUAUUAGGGAUCAUUUGUUGCAGCAGCGCACAGCAAGAGGGCAACGAGUGCAUCAAAGCCAACGCUUUAUCCUGUGGCGAGUGCAUACAAGUGGGGGCUAAAUGUGGAUGGUGCACUGAUACAGAGUUUCUGAAGCAGGGCGAGCCGACGUCGGCGCGCUGUGAUGAGCUGGAGUCGCUCAGAAAGAGAGGCUGCGCCGCCGCCAAGAUCGAGAACCCUCACGGGAGCCAAAGGAUCCUCAAGAACAAAGCCGUGACCAACCGCAAGAAAGGAGCAGAGAAACUCCAACCCGAGGACAUUACACAGAUCCAGCCUCAGAAACUCAGCCUCAACCUCAGAUCCGGUGAACCUCAGAAUAUCAAACUGAAGUUCAAGAGGGCUGAAGACUAUCCCAUAGACCUGUACUAUCUGAUGGACCUGUCCUACUCCAUGAAGGAUGACUUGGAGAACGUCAAGAACCUAGGGACUAGUCUGAUGAAGGAAAUGUCCAAGAUCACCUCAGAUUUCAGAAUAGGUUUUGGCUCUUUUGUGGAGAAGACGGUGAUGCCGUAUAUCAGCACGACUCCAGCCAAGCUCCUGAACCCCUGCACAGGGGACCAAAACUGCACCAGCCCCUUCAGCUACAAGAACGUGCUGAAACUCACCAGCAACGGGGAGCAGUUCAACAGUCUGGUGGGAAAACAGCAGAUAUCUGGCAACCUGGACUCACCUGAGGGGGGGUUUGAUGCCAUCAUGCAAGUGGCUGUCUGUGGAGAGCACAUCGGCUGGAGAAACGUCACUCGUUUGAUGGUGUUCUCCACAGACGCAGGUUUCCAUUUUGCCGGCGAUGGCAAACUAGGUGGAAUCGUGCUUCCCAAUGAUGGGAAAUGCCACUUAGAAAACAACAUGUACACCAUGAGCCAUUAUUACGAUUACCCAUCCAUCGCCCACCUGGUUCAGAAACUGAGUGAAAACAACAUCCAGACCAUCUUUGCCGUUACAGAGGAGUUUCAGCCUGUUUACAAAGAACUUAAAAACCUGAUCCCAAAGUCUGCAGUGGGGACGCUCUCUGCAAACUCCAGCAAUGUUAUCAAUCUCAUUGUUGAUGCCUACAAUUCUCUUUCCUCAGAGGUGAUCCUUGAGAACAGUAAGCUUCCUGAAGCAGUGACCAUCACCUAUCAGUCACGCUGUAAGAACGGAGUGGUGAAUGAGGGAGAGAACGGAAGAAAGUGCUCCAACAUCUCCAUCGGAGACGAGGUAUCGUUCAACAUUAAUAUCACGGCUCAAGGCUGCCCCAAACAAGUCAAACCUGAAAGCAUUAAGAUCAAGCCCCUGGGCUUCACUGAGGAGGUGGAGAUCUUGCUCAACUUCAUCUGCGAGUGUGAAUGUCACAAACACGGCAUCAAGAACAGUGACAUGUGUCAUAACGGCAACGGCACGUUUGAGUGUGGAGCCUGCAGCAUUAAGAUCAAGCCCCUGGGCUUCACUGAGGAGGUGGAGAUCUUGCUCAACUUCAUCUGCGAGUGUGAAUGUCACAAACACGGCAUCAAGAACAGUGACAUGUGUCAUAACGGCAACGGCACGUUUGAGUGUGGAGCCUGCAGGGGACACGGCCGCUGUGAGUGCAGGGUGUGUAUCUGUGACGCUAACUACACGGGAAGCGCGUGCGACUGCUCUCUGGACGCCUCCACCUGCUUAGCCUCCAACAAGCAGAUCUGUAACGGCCGGGGGAUCUGUGAGUGCGGGACCUGCAGGUGCACCGACCCCAAGUUCCAGGGGCCCACCUGUGAGAUCUGCCCCACCUGCCCCGGAGUCUGUACUGAGCACAAAUACUUCAACUGCGACCGCUCCAAUAAUAAACUCUGCGGAGGACACGGCCGCUGUGAGUGCAGGGUGUGUAUCUGUGACGCUAACUACACGGGAAGCGCGUGCGACUGCUCUCUGGACGCCUCCACCUGCUUAGCCUCCAACAAGCAGAUCUGUAACGGCCGGGGGAUCUGUGAGUGCGGGACCUGCAGGUGCACCGACCCCAAGUUCCAGGGGCCCACCUGUGAGAUCUGCCCCACCUGCCCCGGAGUCUGUACUGAGCACAAGGAGUGUGUGCAGUGCCGGGCGUUUGGCACAGGAGAGAAGAAAGACACUUGUGAGAGAGACUGUAGCUACUUUAACCUCAUCAAGGUGAAGGACAGAGAUAAACUCCCUCAGCCGGUGCAGGCCUUCCCCCUCAUGCACUGCAAGGAGAGAGAUGCCAACGACUGCUGGUUCUACUACACCUACGCCGUCAACAACACGGAGAAGGAGGUGCAUGUGGUGGAGGCUUUAGAGUGUCCGGCGGGUCCUGACAUCAUUCCCAUCGUAGCGGGCGUGGUCACAGGCAUCGUUCUGAUUGGUCUAGCUCUGCUACUGAUCUGGAAGCUGCUCAUGAUCAUUCACGACCGCCGCGAGUUCGCCAAGUUUGAGAAGGAGAAGAUGAACGCCAAGUGGGACACGGGAGAGAACCCCAUCUACAAGAGUGCCGUCACAACUGUGAUCAACCCCAAAUAUGAAGGCAAAUAAUGGACAUGGGUAUCACACACGUGAAGGUUUGGGAACGGAUAGGUUUGCAGAUAUCCUCAGUUUUCCUUUAAAUUGUUUAUUUUCUCAUUGUAUGUCAUUCUUUUAGAACAGUAUUGUAGCAGUAUUUUAUGAUGGACUGGCUGCUUCUCGUCCCUUGCAAACAUGUACAGUUUGUAUAGUCUUUAUAUUUACAUCAGUUUUUCUUCUUUUAAACCCUGUGCACAUUCACUCAUUCGCUCUUUUCAAACUGAGCGGAUAUCUGUGCAUCAAGUGUUGCGGUGCAAAGGGAUCCUUGAAUCCCUCCCCAAAAAUUGCAAAAACUCAUCAAAUGCCAUUUAAAAUCAUCAUAUGAAUUUUUGUUUAUAUUCUAUCAUGUUCUUUCAAACUUCUUCAACAGUCAUAUAUUGGCAUAAGAAACUAUCUGACCGGUGUAUGUGAUUUUUUUUUUUUUGGGGGGUGAUGUAAGUUUGGUUUGAUAUGCUAAUAAUCUAUGCAUAUUCAUUUACUGUCAGACGCAUCGUGCAUUACAUGCCAAAAACCUCUUUGAUUUUAGUGUUUGCAACUUAUUUCCCACUUAUUGUUGCUCUUAGAAAAUCAUUAUGACACGUGUCUUGUGUUUAACUGAAAAUGUCUGUGUAUUUUAUAUGUUAUGAAGGAUUAUUUGUUGAAUUAUUAUGUGGCUCUUGAUGAGUAUCAGUGUAUUCAGGUGAUAUCCUGUAGUUUGUAGCCAAAUGUCCUUAAACCGCUCAUUAGAAAUGAGCACAAUUAUUGAUACCUACAGAUUUCAAAUAUGUUUUCAGUUAGUAUAUUUUAAAUGAAAAAAAAGGAUGUUGUAAUUUGCAUAUUUGAAGUCAGAGAUAAAGCUCUUUGUUGUUAAGACAACUAUCUGGAAAAAAAUAAUUAGUGUAGUUUUGUGUUCAAAUGUUCAUAUCAUAUGCUCAAAGGUACAACCAUUUAUUUGUAAUUAUUUUAACCGAACGUAAUCAGGAGAUGCAGUCAUUUAAUGCUUAACGUAAUAAAUGUCAAGCUUAAGGAUGAGAAAUAGAUGCUCUGCCACAACACCCAAUCUACUAGCUUCAGUAGCUUUUUUUAAGUGCCUUUUUCUGGUUUUCUCAAUAUUGCAAUUUUGAAUAUAUUUAUUAAAACAAAAUCUAAAA